Molecule: messenger RNA, 2385 nt
Organism: Auanema sp. JU1783
Lineage: Eukaryota; Metazoa; Nematoda; Chromadorea; Rhabditida; Rhabditidae
Source: the annotation of a GenBank genome assembly
AUGAGAAUAAGUGAUCAAUUGACAAAUUUCGUAAUAGAGCACGGGAGAGCUAUAAAAAUGAGCAACUCGGAGGAGGCUGAGGAUAAGCCUCUUGAUCUCUCUCCUACAUCAGUUCAACGAGUUCGUACAGUUUCCAAGACAUGUUUUAGUCCUAAUGGCAGUUUUAAACAAGAGAUCAGAGCUUAUGUUGGAGAUGAUAUGGACAGGUAUCUGGGCGAAAGAGGUUUCGUUAAACGAAUCGUCCCAAAGGAUAGCAACUCUCUCUACCGUUGUAUCAGUGAAUUGCUCUGUUUGAAUCAAGUCAACUUUCUACCUAUCAAGAAUGCGAUAGAAGACCAUGUACAGCUUCAUUAUAAGCUUCAACAGAUAGAAAAUGCUGAGAACGUUGUUGACAGGACGAUGGAUCGUCUCAUAGCUGCUUCUACCAUAUACAAAAUCAAAAUCGUGAUUUAUCGGGGUAAGGCAGAUCCACAAAUCGUCGGAGAAAAUUAUGAAAGAGAACUGACCAUGUGUGAAGUUACACCCAACUGUUACGAAAGAGUCUACAGAAAAGAUCUCCAACUGUCUCUGGCCAUAACUCAAACUUUUCUAUACCAGUGCUUCUAUGAGAAUGUUAUAAAAGUUCCGAGAGAAGUCAUCAUCGAAGCUAUCACACAUGUUCGAUAUGAUAUCGACUCUUCUGGCAAAGAUCCUACCACUGCUUCCACACCUCUACCUGGUAAGACAGCUUCUUUUACUUUUUGUGGAUGCACUAAAGUAGUGCAGGGUUAUCGUCCUCCAAUUCCAUACUCAGCCGUCAAGUCAUUAGAUCCUGCUAUAUAUAGAAACAUCGCUUACGAUUUAUAUGCCAAAGACAAGCGGCGAGCGGUCCUUGAUGAAAAGAAAGAAAAUGAAAGAAAGUCAGACGAUCGUUUUCCUGUUGGCAGCGCCUGCAUGGCCAGAGAUGGCAAGGACAUUUUACGAGCAAAGGUUAUAUCUAUUCUUCCGGAUAAUCACAGAUGUAUACGUUUUGAUAACGGCACAGAAAAGAAUGUAAUCGCUUCUGAUCUACGUGCAGUAGUGGCCCAAGUAAUAACAACUUGCUCUAACGAAAUUCCAGUAGAGGUACCGAUAGAUCUUAACUCAUAUAAUAUUCAAACUAUCGUACCUGUUGCUUACAAACCAAUUUUUCCGUCUCCGUUUAUUGUAAAUAGUCAACCGACCUAUCAACCGCUAAAAGAGAAGAAAUCAGAAAAUAUUAUUUUAAAAAAGAAGAGAACAGUUUUACAGUCAAAAGACGAUAUGGAUCGUCAUGAUGUCUUUCAUGUAGGAAAUACAUGCUUAUUACGAGAAGGAAAUGAAUUACAUAAAGUAAAGAUUAUUGCCAAAUUCCCGGACAGCAGUAGAUGUGUUCGUUUUGAAAAUGGAGUCGAAAGAAAAGUCUCUCAAGCUGAUUUGACUCCCCUACCUAUUGCCGAAGAGAGUAUUCUUCCCGAAUUUCCUAUUCUUGAGCCUAUUUCAAAUGCUGGAACACCUACUAUGCAUCAUUACCCUAUCAACCAAGGAUCACCAUUUCCUCCUGGUUUUUCCAUCCCUCCGUUGAAUAUGAGUAUCCCACCACCACCUAUAGUUAAACAUAUGCCAUCUGGUAGAGUGAUGUCUACACCAAAGCCAUCUUCCAGCUAUUAUGUUCCUGCGUUUGAUCCUAAUAUUGAGAAAACUACGUGGUGGCAACCGACUCCUAGCAUGCAAUGCAAUCAAAGAUUCAGUGUUGGGCAUCGUCCACUAUUUGGAACAGGGGGACCAAUAGUUGUGCGUAAGAUGGAAGCAUCCUCCAUGCCAACGACUCCUCUUUACCCUACUCCUCCUCCAGGUUCAGAUCGUGAUAUGUCCUCGGUUUUCGCCAGUCCUGUAAGGUCACCAGCUUACCCUAAAAAGGCGGCUCCUUAUAUAGAUCGUGAGAAAAUGCUCAGAGUGAACCAGACUGUAGAUUUCUCAAAAAAGGAAGAUGGAACCGAUCUUCCGGAAGAUGUUCUCACGCUAAGAUAUUUUUAUAACCUCGGAGUCAUGACUUAUCGGAACGGGUAUGAUUUCAUGAAUUCUUCUCUGGAUCGAGAAUCCAAUUGUUCUGCAUUCUCCGGCAUAUCCAUCCCACCGCCAUCAACGAUACCUCUGCCCGUGUUUCCGGAACAGAUGUCCAUGCAGUUUCAGCCUGAAGGUCCCCUCUCUCUACCGUUUGACUGUUCAGUCCCUCCUCCUUUACCACCUAUGCCUCAACAUCAGGUGUGUCUUCCAUCAGCUCCUGUCCGACCUGAAAAUUAUGCUCGUUUGAUUCCAAUGAGUAGUCCAAUGCCUGUUUGUGUUAAUGGCACUUUUUACUUCAAUCCUCCUGUCGUUAACUCUUAG